This is a messenger RNA of Topomyia yanbarensis, 2026 nucleotides long. RefSeq names its product gastrula zinc finger protein XlCGF57.1-like. Gene Ontology annotation, cellular component: nucleus. The record is from RefSeq and is a predicted model, not a curated record. Gene Ontology annotation, biological process: regulation of transcription by RNA polymerase II. Gene Ontology annotation, molecular function: RNA polymerase II cis-regulatory region sequence-specific DNA binding; DNA-binding transcription activator activity, RNA polymerase II-specific. The transcript has 4 exons. Lineage: Eukaryota; Metazoa; Arthropoda; Insecta; Diptera; Culicidae. The coding region runs from base 354 to 1955 and encodes 533 amino acids.
GCUUUCGUCAUAGCGGCCGUUCCGCUCCCAUUGAAUCGUGUGACCGCUAAGACAUCGACCCGUUAUGCUUCUGGAUUGUUUACAUAUUUUUGGUUGCCAACACUAGCAAACCGUGUGUUCUGCCACACCUAUAUAUACCGCAUUGAUACCCCUCCCCCUGUACCAAUGAGGUAUAUAUAUGGGAUUUUCGAUUGAUUGACACCGGUGUAGUUGAUUGUACUGGUUUUGCAUUUUCUAGCAGAAGUUUCAAUGGAACAUACCCAGUUUUCUGCACUUCUGCUAGAAAGUGCGAAAACGGUUCAGUUUCAGUGCACUCCACUACACCGGUGUCAAUCAAUCGAAAACCCCAAUAGAUGUGGCAAGAUUCAUCUUACGAAUACCAAAGUGCCAUCUUCGCCAGAUCUGUAUAUAAGACAUUGCCCCUUGCUAUGGAAGAACCACUGCAGAUUAAUCCAGAGGCAAACGAUUCCGAUUCAAUGGAAUCCGACUAUACCAGUAGUGCCCAUCAAACAUUUGAAAUCAGAAAGCAAACUUGUAUUUUUACCGAAGUACAGAAUUUCGAUUUCUCGAAUCCACAUUUUAUUUCACGAGAAGUUGAUACACUUCGAGAAGGCCUCAUCUCUAAGCCACCAACGACAGAUUUUAAAAGUAGUAAUCAAUCUGAUCAAAGCCAAAUUACACUGGUAGCCCACCACAGGUCGAAUGACGAGCAGAAGAAUGAGAAACCAUGCAACAGUGUUAAGAUAGAAUUGACCACCUCGACCGUCGAUUCCGUUCGCCCUCUCGAAUGUGAGCUUUGUGGUAAACAAUUCCAUUUGAAGAGGUACCUAGUAGAUCACGUCCGAGUUCAUCUCGGCGAGCGGCCUUUUUGUUGCGAAGUCUGUGAUAAGGCAUUCGCUAGGAGCAGUGAACUUUGGCAUCAUCGACAGACGCACACCGGUAAACGACCGUACAAGUGCACCGUGUGUGCCAAAGAUUUUUCCAAAAAGGGUAAUCUGGUCGCACACAUGCUCCUUCAUAAUAGUGAGCGGCCGCAUAAAUGCACUGUAUGCGGCAAAGAUUUUACCCACAAAAGUAAGCUGUCAAAGCACAUGCUCUAUCAUAUGGGUGAACGACCGUACAGGUGCACUGUUUGUGGCAAAGAUUUUCCUCAGAAAAAUACACUAAUAAAACAUAUGUCGAUCCAUACGGGUGACUUUCGGUACAAGUGUGAUGUGUGUGGCAAGGGAUACACUACCAAUUAUUGCCUAAAAGAGCACAAACGCGUACAUACGCUUGAGCAGAUCAAUAGCGAGAAAAAUCAGAUCAAUGGAAAACCAGGCUACAGUCCAAAGGUAGCUUUCGUAAUCAAUUCCACCAAGUUACACGAAUGCGAGCUCUGCGGUAAAGAAUUCCACCAAAAGAGGUAUCUCGUGGAUCACGUCCGGGUACAUCGCGGUGAACGACCUUUCAGUUGUGAUGUGUGUGGUAAGGCUUUCCCCAGGAAACGCGUUCUUUUGCAACAUCGGCGCAUCCAUACCGGUGAGCGGCCUUACAAGUGCACUGUGUGUAGCAAAGAUUUUACUCACAAACCAAACCUUAUCGCGCACAAGCUGCUUCAUACGGGGAAGCGUCCGUUCAAGUGCGGCGUAUGCGGCAAAGAUUUCGCCUACAAAUCUAACUUAACGGCGCACAUGCCCCUUCAUACGGGGGAGCGACCGCACAAGUGCACCCUCUGUGAAAAAGAUUUUACCUUAAAAAAUAAUCUAAUAGCACAUAUGUCCACUCAUACGGGUGAGUAUCGGCACCAUUGCGAUGUGUGUGGCAAAGGAUUCAAUGGCAGUACUAACUUGAAAGAGCACAAACGCAUGCAUAUCGAUGAGCAACAGCAAGAAGCAGAAAAAGAUGCAUGCUCAGAAUACCGAACGUGUUACGAAUCAGGUUCAAGAGGUACAAAAAGUUGCGUGAAUACAUAGAUGUUUUAAUCAGUUUUCUGGGGAAAGAUCAUACAUCUACAUCGGUAAAAAAGUAAAUGUAUAUAAAAAUA